UUCAGUUGGCCUGAAUUGUCGUAAAGAUGUCGUAACCAUUGGUCGUAACCUGGUCGUAACCGGGAGAUUCAGAGUGCUUUCGGCCAUACAAACACAUUUCGUGUAUGAAUUCAACAUUUGUGCAUAGAUUUCUCAAUUAACCUCUAUUUACUGCGGGAAAAUACGUGAUCAUAAAGAGAAUGGCGACCAUAAAGCGUGAACGUGAAAUCGACGAAGACGACGAUGAAGUACCUGUAAAAGUGGGUCGAGGGCAUGAUGUCGAGGACAAGAGGAGUCGCCACUGCCCCUACCUUGACACCAUCAACAGGAGUGUUUUGGACUUUGACUUUGAGAAGCUGUGCUCCAUUUCGUUGUCCCACAUAAAUGUGUAUGCUUGUCUUGUUUGUGGGAAGUAUUUUCAGGGGAGAGGACAGAAGUCUCACGCCUACACACACAGUGUACAGUUCACUCACCAUGUAUUCCUUAAUCUGCACACACUUAAAUUCUACUGUCUGCCUGACAAUUACGAGAUCAUUGACUCCUCGCUAGAGGAUAUCACGUACGUGCUGAAGCCCACAUUUACUCGUCAGCAUAUUAGCGGACUGGACAAGCAGGGCCGUCUCUACCGUGCCUAUGAUGGCACCACUUAUCUGCCUGGCAUCGUGGGGCUCAACAACAUCAAAGCCAAUGACUAUGCCAAUGCAGUGCUGCAGGCCCUGUCUAAUGUACCUCCCCUGAGGAACUACUUCCUGGAGGAGGAGAACUACCGUGGGAUUCGCCGGCCUCCGGGUGACAUCAUGUUCCUGCUGGUGCAGCGCUUUGGGGAGCUGAUGAGGAAGCUGUGGAACCCGCGCAACUUCAAGGCCCACGUCUCGCCCCACGAGAUGCUGCAGGCUGUGGUGCUCUGCUCCAAGAAGAACUUCCAGAUCACCAAACAGGGGGAUUCUGUGGACUUCCUGUCUUGGUUCCUCAAUGCUCUACAUGGUGCUUUGGGUGGCACCAAGAAGAAACCAUCCAUCAUCACAAAAGUGUUCCAGGGCUCCAUGCGGAUCUUCUCUAAGAAACUGCCUCAUCCUGACCUGCCCCCAGAGGAGAAGGAGGCCCUCCUGCUGACGGAGGACUACCAGGAGGUGAUGAGCGAGGCUCCCUUCCUCUACCUGACCCUGGACCUCCCCACUGCGCCGCUCUACAAGGACGAGAAAGAGCAGCUCAUCAUCCCACAGGUCCCCCUCUUCAACAUCCUCACCAAGUUCAACGGCAACACAGAGAAGGAGUAUAAGACGUACAAGGAGAAUUUCCUGAAGCGUUUCCAGCUGCUACGGCUGCCCCCAUACCUCAUCUUCUACAUCAAGAGGUUCACCAAGAACAACUUCUUUGUGGAGAAGAACCCCACCAUUGUGAACUUCCCCAUCACGAGUGUGGACCUGCGUGAGUAUUUGACAGAAGAGGCCCAGGCUACAGAGAAACAUACCACCUAUGACCUAAUAGCCAACGUGGUGCAUGAUGGGAAACCGACAGAAGGAUCCUACAGGAUCCACGUUUUACAUCAUGGCACUGGGAAAUGGUAUGAGCUGCAGGAUCUACAGGUUACAGAUAUUCUUCCCCAGAUGAUCACGUUGUCUGAGGCGUAUAUACAGAUCUGGAAGAGAAGACAGAGUGAAGAGGAGGAAGACAGUCACACAGGAGCCUGAGAGUAUUUUAUCAUGCUUGCUGUGUGUAUGCUAAAAGAAAUUGACUUUUUUUUUUUUUUUUUUAUAUAUACAUACAUGUUUUACUUUUAAACCUGAAACUCUUGUUUUGAGCUCUGGUGGCUGUUAUUGUAGCAGAUAAAAUCGGCUUACAAGCUUAUUGAAUGAAAAACAAAGGGCAAGUAAUACUUUGGUCUGAGGAAUGCUGCCCAACAAUGCUAUCUGAAUAUCUACCUGCUGAGUCAUGGAAUAAAAUGACUACAAACAUUUCA
This is a messenger RNA of Alosa sapidissima (American shad), 1939 nucleotides long. It is a transcript of the gene usp39, whose product is annotated as ubiquitin specific peptidase 39. Gene Ontology annotation, biological process: spliceosomal complex assembly; mRNA processing; protein deubiquitination. The transcript has 13 exons. Bases 180 to 1670 code for a protein of 496 amino acids. Lineage: Eukaryota; Metazoa; Chordata; Actinopteri; Clupeiformes; Clupeidae. Gene Ontology annotation, molecular function: zinc ion binding; cysteine-type deubiquitinase activity. The record is from RefSeq and is a predicted model, not a curated record.